CUGACUUUCUCUAGCUCAUUAUAUUAUAUAUUGUGGAUUAAAGAGUGAUAGAACUAUGAUUUAGUACCACAAAAACUUUGAUUUAUUAAAAAUAUCUUAUUAUCAAACGAAUAAUCAUGGAAUCCCUAAAAGAAAUAUUACAAUUUCUUGAUAUAAACGCAAGAUUAGAUUUAAAACAAGUUGCUCUAACCCAUGUCUUAAGUUUAACUGGAUCUCCAGAAGGAUUAUCCUUAAUAACAUCAUUAAAAGAACUUUUACUGGCCUUGUUGAAAUUAACUAACGAUCCAUCAGAUGUAAUAGCAAAAGAUGCGGCUUUAUGCUUAAUUAAUAUUUCAGCCUCUGAAAACGGCUCAGUUUGUUUAAUGGAGACGAUGAAACAUGAUUUAGUAGAUCAAGGACUUAAAAAUAUUUUGAAUAAUGAUUCAAAACUUGCCGAUCCUUUUUGUAUGAUAUUAAAUAAUAUUUCAAGAAAACCAGCUCAAGCACAAGAGAUUAUUGAUUUAAUGUGCAAAUCGACAGAUGAUGAAAAUGAAUGUAGUGAAAUAUACUUUCACAAUAUUGAAAAAUUAAUGAAAUGUUAUACUGAUGUUAAUUAUAACAAAUUUGCAAAGUUACAUUAUUUAGGAGCUUUGUUCAGUAAUUUAACUCAAUGUCCAAUGGGCAGGGCGGUUUUUAUACGAGAGGAUAAAUUUUUACUGGAAUCCUUGUUGCCAUUUAUAUCUUUUGAGGGUAGUUUUAUAAGAAGAGGAGGCGCAAUUGGUCUUCUUAAAAACCUAUGCUUUGACAAAUCCAUACAUAAAAUACUCUUGGGUCAAAGUAGUCAUAUAGAUAUAUUACCAUAUAUUUUGUUACCUUUAGCUGGUCCUGAAGAAUUUGACGAAGAAGACAAUGAUAAACUACCAAUACAAUUACAAUAUCUUGGCCCAGACAAAAAGCGAGAGGAGGAUCCUACUUUAAGGGUAAUGCUUUUAGAAUGUCUUGAACAGUUAUGUUCCACAAGAGAUAUAAGGAAUAUUCUACGUGAUCGAGGUACUUAUGAAAUAUUAAGAGAAUACCACAAAUGGGAAACAAAACAAGUUUCAUUAAAACUUGGUGACAAGGCCAGUUUGCUUGCUUGUGAGAAUGUUGUCGACAUUCUAAUAAGAACUGAGGAAGAAAUUGGGACAGAUGACCUAAAAUCUCUAGAAAUACCUUCAGAUUUAGUAGAAAAAUUCAAUAAUAUGGAUAAAGAGUUCCUAGAAGAUAAAUAAUAAAAUAUGUAUGUAAAUAAUCAUAUUGUUAUAAUUUAACAAUAUAUAUCAUAAUAAUAUAAAUAU
Molecule: messenger RNA, 1316 nt
Organism: Ctenocephalides felis (cat flea)
Lineage: Eukaryota; Metazoa; Arthropoda; Insecta; Siphonaptera; Pulicidae
Product: protein HGH1 homolog
Exons: 7
Coding region: 117-1250 (377 amino acids)
Source: RefSeq, a predicted model, not a curated record